AUGAAAGACCCCCAUUUCACUUUAGGCAUGACAUUUGCUUCAAAACAACAGUUUAGGGAAGCAGUUCAAAAUUAUGCUUUCAAUAAUGGCAAAGAAAUUAGAACUCUAAAAAAUGACAAGGAAAGGGUUAUUGUUAAGUGUACACAGGAGGGUUGCCCUUGGAGAAUAGGGUUGAGGAAAGUAAUAGGGUCAUAUGCAUGGAGGAUUUUGAACAUGGUGGAUGAACAUGAAGGUUGUUCUUGGGUUUGGGAGAACUCACUGGUGAAAUCAACUGUGGUUGCUAAGAGGUGGGCAACUCAAUUAAAAGAUCACCCAGAUUGGAUGAUGAGAAAGUUCAAAGAUAAGGUUUACACAGAGGAGGGAUUUUAUGUGAGUGAUUCACAAGCAUAUAGGGCUAUUUGGAAGGCAAAGAAGAUAAGAGUAGGUGAUGAGGAAGCCAACUUCAAGAAGAUUUGGAGUUAUAGAGAAGAAGUCUUGACAACAAAUCCCGGGUCUUCAUGUCUUGUUAAGUUGAGUGACUUAAAGGAUGGAAGUGGGCAGGAAAGAUUCCUGAGAAUGUAUGUCUGUUGGAAAAGCAGCAAGGAAGGCUUCAGGAUGUGUAGAAGACUGAUUGGGGUAGAUGGUUGUCACCUUAAAUCUGAAACUGGAGGAAUGCUUCUGACUGCUGUGAGUAUAGAUGCAAAUGACUGUAUAUUUCCAUUAGCUUAUGCUAUUGUGGAAGGAGAGAAAAAGGAAUCUUGGAUAUGGUUUCUAAGACUGUUGAAAGAUGAUAUGCAGAUAAGUGAUACAGAGGAGGAUGAGUACUGCUUCAUAAGUGACAAACAGAAGGGUCUAAUUCCAGCCUUUGGUGAAGUGCUACCUGGUGUGGAAAACAGAUUUUGUGUGAGACACCUACAUGCAAAUAUGAAGGUGGCAGGUUUCCAGGGUAAGGCUAUUAAGGAUGCAUUAUGGACUUGUGCUAGGGCAAACACUGUAAAUGCUUACACUGAUGCUUUGUAUAAACUAAGGAGAUUAGAUGAAGCUGCAUACCAAUGGUUAGGUGAUAAAAGCCCAACAGAAUGGUCUAGAUCCCACUUCUCUACAAAAUCCCAUUGCGACAUGUUAGUGAAUAACAUUUGUGAGUCUUGGAAUGCCUCUAUAAUGGAAGCAAGGGACAAGCCUAUCAUUGAGUGCCUAGAAAUUAUAAGGAAAAUGAUAAUGGCUAAGUUGUUUGAGAAUAGACAGAAAGCUGCAGAAUGGAAGUCCUUGAUAUGUCUUAAGAUUGUCAGGAAGUUGAAGCAAAUAGAGAAGGCUGCAUCUGGUUACUUAGUAACACAAUGUGAUUUCUUCAAGUUUGAGGUGGAGUGUUUGACUUUGUCCAUCCAUGCUACUCAAAAGACGCAUAUCUGA
Molecule: messenger RNA, 1389 nt
Organism: Ipomoea nil (Japanese morning glory)
Lineage: Eukaryota; Viridiplantae; Streptophyta; Magnoliopsida; Solanales; Convolvulaceae
Exons: 2
Coding region: 1-1389 (462 amino acids)
Biological process (GO): DNA transposition
Molecular function (GO): transposase activity; DNA binding
Source: RefSeq, a predicted model, not a curated record